This is a messenger RNA of Alosa alosa (allis shad), 4219 nucleotides long. RefSeq names its product glucan (1,4-alpha-), branching enzyme 1a (gene gbe1a). NCBI's taxonomy places the organism in Eukaryota, Metazoa, Chordata, Actinopteri, Clupeiformes, Clupeidae. Gene Ontology annotation, molecular function: cation binding; hydrolase activity, hydrolyzing O-glycosyl compounds; 1,4-alpha-glucan branching enzyme activity. The transcript has 16 exons. Gene Ontology annotation, biological process: glycogen biosynthetic process. Gene Ontology annotation, cellular component: cytoplasm. The coding region runs from base 198 to 2267 and encodes 689 amino acids. The record is from RefSeq and is a predicted model, not a curated record.
ACGUGCAGUAAGAUUGCGCAACACCCAAACAGAGCAGGACUGACCGAUUGGCCAUGAGUGUGUGCCUAGCCCCCUACUGCUGUACGCCCCACGUCUAACUUUAAACUUUGCUGUCCAGGGGGGUAGGCUACUGAGGCUGAACUCCACGGGGAAAGACAAGGCGCAAUCAACGCAGUUCAACAGUCUGAAACGUAAAGAUGGCUGAAAUAUGUCACAAUGGUGAUUUACUAGAUCUCAACGAUUUUUUCCAAAUGGAGCCCAAAUUGCGCCAGUACGAAGGCGACUACCAUCGCAGGUACCAGCUGUUUAAGGAGCGUCUCUCGCAGGUGGAGCAGAUGGAGGGAGACUUUGAUCAGUUCACAAAGGGCUACCAGUCCUACGGCACGCAGCGGCAGGCCAACAACGGCCUCUUCUUCAGGGAGUGGGCUCCUGGGGCUGACGAGCUCUACCUGACCGGAGACUUCAACAACUGGAACAAAACCUCUCAUCCUUUCACCAAGAAGGAGUACGGCAAGUGGGAGCUUUACCUCCCGCCGAGACGAGACAAGACCCCAGCCGUUGCCCACGAGUCCAAACUCAAGCUUGUUAUAUUAACCAAAGAGGGAGAAUAUGUAUUCCGGAUAUCCCCCUGGGCCAAGUACGUCACAAAAAGGCUGGAUUCCGUUACAUAUGAUUGGAUUCACUGGGAUCCGAUGCACCCUUACUUGUACCAGCAUGCCCGGCCCCAAAAGCCUCGCAGUCUUCGCAUCUAUGAGGCUCAUGUGGGCAUCGCCUCGUCCGAGCAGAAGAUCGCCACCUACAAAAACUUCACACUCAACGUGCUUCCCCGCAUUAAGGAUUUGGGCUACAACUGCAUUCAGCUUAUGGCAGUUAUGGAGCAUGCAUAUUAUGCAAGCUUUGGGUACCAAGUCACCAACUUCUUCGCCGCCUCCAGUCGCUUUGGGACUCCUGAGGACCUGAAGAGGCUGGUGGACACUGCCCACUCCCUGGGCCUGGCCGUCGUUCUGGACGUGGUCCACAGUCACGCCUCCAGCAAUACAGACGACGGCCUCAACCAGUUCGACGGCACUGACUCGUGCUUCUUCCACUCCGGGUCGCGGGGCAAGCACUCACACUGGGGCAGCCGCCUCUUCAACUACUCCAGCUGGGAGGUCUUCCGUUUCCUGCUGUCAAACCUACGCUGGUGGAUGGAGGAGUACCGCUUUGAUGGCUUCCGCUUCGAUGGAGUCACAUCCAUGCUGUACCACCAUCAUGGAAUGGGCAUGUCAUUUGGUGGAGGCUACAGUGAAUAUUUCGGCAUGCAUGUGGAUGAGGACGCAGUGGUGCACCUGAUGGUGUCCAAUCAUGUCCUCCACACUCUCUACCCAGAAUGCAUCACCAUCGCAGAGGACGUGUCUGGCAUGCCAGGCCUGUGCAGACCCAUCACUAAGGGAGGCCUGGGCUUUGAUUACCGGCUGGCCAUGGCCGUGCCAGAUAAGUGGAUCCAGAUCCUGAAAGAGCAGAGGGAUGAAGAGUGGGACCUCCAUAACAUUGUGCACACGCUCACCAACCGCCGUAGCCAGGAGGGAUCGAUAGUGUACGCAGAGAGCCACGACCAGGCACUGGUGGGAGACAAGUCGCUGGCCUUCUGGCUGAUGGACCAGGAGAUGUACACCAACAUGAGCGCCCUGAUUCCCAUGACGCCAGUCAUCGACCGCGGCAUCCAGUUGCACAAGAUGAUCCGCCUCCUUACACAGAGCCUGGGAGGGGAGGGCUACCUCAACUUCAUGGGAAAUGAGUUUGGCCACCCCGAGUGGCUAGACUUCCCCCGGAAGGGGAACAACGAGAGCUAUACCUACGCCCGACGCCAGUUCGAUCUGCUGGAUAUGGAUCACCUGCGCUACCGUCAGCUCUACGCCUUCGACCGUGCCAUGAACCUCACAGAGGAGAAGUAUGGCUGGCUGGCCUCCCCACAGGCUCAUGUAAUGACGCUGAACCAGGAAGACAAAGUCAUCGUUUUUGAGCGGGCCAACGUGCUCUUCAUCUUCAACUUCCAUCCCACAUACAGCUACAAUGACUACAGGGUCCCUAUCGGCCUUCCGGGGAAAUACACCAUUAAACUGGACUCUGAUGACGUGCAGUUUGGGGGUCAUGGAAGGGUCUCAAAUGACACAGAGUUCUUCACUGAGCCCAUGUACUUCAAAGACCGGCCACACUCAUUCAAGAUCUACAUACCCUGCAGGACGGCUCUUGUGCUGGCAAAUGAGAACAUCGAUAACUGUUAUUAGCCACUGAGAGCGGAGAAUCGGGUGGAGAGUCGGACCAAGCUGUAAUCACCACCAUCUGAUGUGUUCCUGGAAGCUGGUGGGCACUGAUGUCCCUGUAUAAAACCUUUCACAGCCAACAGCAGCUGAGACUGAAAUGCGGGCCGGACCCCAAGCCAGGCUGGAUCCGCUUCACCUCAGAGUUAGAUGCUAUCUAGAUAGUGUUCAUUUUGUCCUGUUGUAUUCUAAACCAUCAUGGCUCAUUUCAACCUGUAAGAACAAAAAAGCACUGCACUCACUGAAGAAAAACACAUUUGUUGACAUACUCACGUUUGACCUUAAGGAAAUGGCUGUCACCAGUUGUCACCAGUGAUUCACCUAAAGGGGAUGCAUAGAAACUGUUCACUUUAAUGAGACUAACAUAGUAUAGGCAUCUGUAUCAAUCAGCACUUGUUACUAAAUGUGUGGUGGGCACAAAAGCGAAUAAGAGAGGAGAAAUUGAUGUGAUUCAUGGCGUGUUAGGGAGUUGUGGGGUAAUAGGCUGAAAAGAGCGAGGAAAAAAUAAUCUAUUUUCCAGUAACAUCACUUUGAGUGCACAUCUAACAACUCUUGGGGCAGAAUGAGUUGGUAAAUAUACUUUUCUUGAGCAUUUUUUUUUCUGAGGAUUUAUGUAGAUAAAAAUGGAGCCAGACCUUCUUGACUAUAGAUGAGCUGAGAUGAGAUGAGUAGGAAGGAAUCCAUUUUGCCUUUCUCCCUUUAUAGCUCAUUGGAAAUCCUAAGAUCAAUAUAACCCCUCUGCCUCAUCCUCCCUCUCCCCGACACUGUUUGCCUCCCCUCUUAAGGACCUCUUCUUUCACACACACAUUUUUUUUUCUCACACACACACACACACUCUCUCUCUCUCUCUCAUUCUCUCACUCUCUCACACUCUCUCUCAAACACUCUUACUCACUCACACACUGCACACUUUUAACCCCACUUUCAUUUGUGGAGCUUUAGAAAGCGUUGGUGAUUUGGAGCUCCAUUAAAUGUCUUACUUUAUGAGGUGACAUCACAGCAGUAUCAGAACCUCUUGCUGAGAACCGCUUCGGGGAUCACAAGACGAAUGAGCUUCUUUCUCUCUCUCCCCUCUCUCUCUCUCUCUCUCUCGUCCCCGAGGAGAAAACUAUUUUAUGCAAGAGUGGAAUUAUGACAGCAAGGACAAAAAAAUCUCCCGUUUUAUAGUCUGAAUGGCCAAUUAUUUCCUUCCUCUAAUUAAUUAAGUUCAUUUUCAGGAAGUUAAAUGUAUUGUGACACUUACAUGUCUUCUGUGCAAUCAUCUCGCCAUGUAAUGUUAUUCAGUGAAGUUGACACUGGGGUUCGUAGGUAACUUGUUCCAUAACAUUCCCAAUGCCAUGCAUUAAGAAAACUAUUCAUCAAUCCUUGGUUACAACUUUAAAGAGCAGUGCUGUCUACAGCUCAAUUGAUUCAACCUAAACUGAUUGAUAAACUGAUGAUCGUGGCAAGCUCAUGAAGAGGGUUAGGCAUUUGUAUGUUUACAGUAUGUUAUAAGGUUUCUUAGUAUGUUUCUUUUUUAUUUUAUUUUAUGUUUAUUUUUUGCCUGUCAGAUUUCUUUCAGUCGUUAUUGUAGCAGCAUGUAGUUUAAUGAGUUACUGUCUCUCACCCUCACAUGUUGUUAUGUGUUAGAGGACCAGAAGGAUGCCUUGUCAUUACGGUGGCUCUUUCUACUUGGAACUAUGUGAUGAUAAUGUCCUAAAAUGUUUUAGGCAUAACUUAUUAAACGGCUUUUCAGAGUGCUGCAGAAAGUUCCAUUCACAUGAAUGGGCCUUCCCAACGUUCGGGCCUAUGUUAAAUAACCUCAUACACUCUGUUAGUGUCAUAGUUGCAUAGUAACAAGAUUCUCAAAAGCCUCCCAGAUACAGUAUUUUUCAGUUUCAGUUUGAAUAAAGUUCAAAACUGGUCUUGCGCAACACACA